Molecule: messenger RNA, 4572 nt
Organism: Closterium sp. NIES-65
Lineage: Eukaryota; Viridiplantae; Streptophyta; Zygnematophyceae; Desmidiales; Closteriaceae
Source: the annotation of a GenBank genome assembly
AUGGGCCACCACCAAUGGGAUGAUCACCAAUGGCCGUCCGUCACGGCGCAGAUGCCAGGUGGGCAGAUCGGCGGCGAGGCGGGUAUCGAGCGAGCCAUGUCGCUGUUCCGAGUAUGGGAGGAGGCCUACGGAUUGAAACACGACAUCCACAUGCCGCCCUCAAAAAUCACCUUGCCGGCCAUCGUGCCGCCCGCGCCGCACCUGGAGGAGUGCGAGGCGCUGACAGCGGCGAGGACGGCGUCGGAGAGACGCGAAGGCAACGGACAGCCUCCUCUGUGGGCGCGGCCGGCUGUUAACUGCUCCGAAUGCAACCCGCAACCACCAUGGGUGCGCGGAUCCGACGCGGACAACCUUCUGCUGACGCGCGUGGCGCAGCGGGAUCUGUGGGAGCACCAGAUCUUCAACGGCCGCUGCGACGGCAAGCGCCUGCUCGUCGUGCCCUGGCCCUCAGCCGCUACCCACGGCGUUGGCUCGCAGAUUCAUCUGAUGAGCACUUACCUGAGCCUGGCCUUGAUCCACAACCGCACACUCGUGCCCACGCCUGGCUCGUACGACCGCGCGCUCACCGAGACAUGCAAUGCCACCAGGACAGGCGGGUCGUGGAAUUGCUACUUCUUCCCCAUAGUGAAUCCCGACUGUGAGCGCGUGGUGACAGACAUGAUAGCCAAGAACACCAUGCCCGCCCUCUCCUCGGACGAGAAGGGCCACGACCGUGUCUCUGCCUCGGACGACCUUGUCGUUUACCUUAACUCCAGCUGCGACAGGCAGAUGACCUACGAGUCCCGCGCUUCCAAGCUAUGGGGCGAUGCGUACCUGAGGGCUCCGAAUGUGCUGGAUCACAUGGGGGAGCGGCCAUAUGUUAACAAUAUAUACCUCAUGGUGAACUGGUGGCGCUCGCAGGUGACGCGCUUCAUGAUGCGCUGGCCCUCGCCGCACAUGUGCCACGAAACCAACAAGGAGCGCCAUAUGGCCUAUGGGCUCCACACCGCGUCGUACCUCUCGCGCUACCUGGAAACGCAGGCCGAGAUCAUACGGGCCGUUGCAGGGAACGCGUCCGAGACAGACGAAUCGAAGAAGCUUGUCGGGAUCUCCACUGGCCCUCCGGGGCCCAUCGAGACUCAAAUAUGGCCUGUCCGGGGCUUCGAGGGGUGCAAUGAGACGUGCACGAGCGAGGCGGAUGCCAAGGCGAUAAAGGAUACUUAUGCAUCGGUGGGGGUGGAGCCGUUUGUGAUGCGGCCUAUUGUGAGUGUGCACGUGCGGCAGAGCGACAAGGGGACUGAGAUGCGCCUGUCGUCGUUCGCCACUCACAUGUUCUUCGCGCAUCGGCUGCGGCGCUUCGUGCCGGACCUGCGAUAUGUGUGGCUCAAUACAGAGAUGGAGUCUGUGGUGAAAGAAUCAGCAUUGUACACUGACUGGAGGUUCCUCUUCUCCUCCAACUUGCGCCAGCCGGAGGAUUCCAGGUCGAAUCGCGAGUAUGAGGGCAAGCAGUCAGUCACAGCGAGUUUCGCAAGCGCUAUUAUUGCGUCGCAGUGCGACUACUUUGUGGGUGCCCUUGCGGCGAGUGCCUUCUCCGAGAGGCCUGACAUCAAGUCGAUGAUAUCAAGGCGACUCGAAAGUAGCCAGCGCCACGUGGUCAUGCUCGCCGUCUCCUUCGUACUAGUGCUCCUCUCUCCGCUGCGUGCAUCAGCGUCCCCUCCAAGGCCAUUUCUGGAUUUCACAUUCUCUGAGGCAAACUCCGAAUACCCGCAGCCUCGGAGGGACCCUACCAUUCGCUUCCUCACAUACGAGUGGCUGGAUCAACCAGGUGGGCUAGGGGACUAUCUCACAGGGCUGGCUACCACCUUCGUAUGCGCCAUGCUCACAAACCGCGCCUUCAUAGUGAAGCAUGCUCUCCUGCCGCUUGCAUUCGAGCCGAACCUCGUUGAUUGGUCCUUCUCACCAGAAAUUCCUUUGGAGCCGGCUCGGAAAAUGUCUAUUGAGGAGGUGAUGCAGGGAUGGAGUGAGGGAGGAGGAGGAGGAGGAGGAGGAGGAGGAGGAGGAGGAGGAGGAGGAGGAGGAGGAGGAGGAGGAGGAGGAGGAGGAGGAGGAGGAGGAGGAGGAGGAGGAGGAGGAGAAGGGGCGGGAGGGCGAGGGGGGGUAGUGCAGGAUGGGGAGGUUGUGGUGCUGGAUCUGAAAAAUAAAUUGGUUGAGCCGGAGGAUUUUUUCGGGCAGUUGGAUAAGGCAAUGAACGUGCGCGUGUCAUGGAACAGAGGGCUGCUUAUUCAUUGGCUCGUGCAGGCGGAGGGCAAAAAGUGGAGUGAGCGGCUCAAGGACAUGGGCAUGCGGCCUCCCUACAGCUUUGGCUGCAUCCUGCGCUUCCUUCUCAAGCCACGGCCGGAGAUUCUGUCAAAAGCUGAAGCCACGUACCACCACCUCUUCUCCCCUAUUUCCUCCUCCUCCUCCCCUCCCCCCGCCCUCCUCCAAGCCCCAAAUCACCUGAGCGCUGGUCAAUCAGGGGCCUCCGGCUCCUGGCACAAUAGGGUGGUGGUUAUUGGGAUUCACGUCAGGGUGGAGGAUAGUUUCGUGUGGGCGGGCAAGAGAGGGUUUGGAGAUCCCAAGGUUCUGAAUGAGACGGAGAAGGCUGAGCUCAUGGCAUUGGCGGACGAUUAUAUUGCUUGUGCCCAGAAACUCGAAGCAUGGUGGAUGCCCCCUCCUAUCAUAGUUAAAUGGCUAAUUGUUAGCAACUCUCAGGAUCUCAAGACAGGUUUAAGGCUCAAAUAUCCAGACAAGGUGGUGGUGUCAGACAUCCUCCCAAUGCAUAUCAACAACCUCAUGCUCAAUGAUGCUGAGCCCUCGUCGCCACCACCUUCGCCACAAGCUGCUCGCGAUAAAGAAGCAGCUAUAUAUACCGGCGUUCUUACGGAUUGGCUCCUUUUGGCAUCUUCUGAUGUGUUCGUUAUAUCCCAGUCUGGAUAUUCCACCACAGCAACAUUCUUCUCGUAUCGCCUAGCGCCCAGUGUCCUCCUGCCGUGGGGCCAUGAAAGGUUGGUGCACGACGCGGCGGAGCUACAGCUGUGCCGCAUAGAGCUGGAGCGCGUGCGGCGGGAUCCGGGCGCAUCGGAGGCCGUGGGCAAGUGCCAGGAGCGGCUGGUGCGACUCAUGGGGACGCCCUCUGUCACCCACGCCAACGGCACCAUCGCGCCCGCGGCGACGCCAUUCGAGGACGUGGAGAGCAUGAGUGCUGUGGAGCUCAAGAAGGAGGUCAUUGACCUCAGGAUAGAGGUGGCAAUCCUGAGGCAGGAGAAGCUGCGGUUGGAGAGUGCAGAGAAGGAGCGUGCCGUGUGGGACAACGCCCUCGUCCCCAAGUCGGCAGUGGAGGGAGCGCGCAUGGUGGUAUCAGGCCACACAUGCCCCGUGGUGCCAGAAGCUCUCGUCAACGGCACGCACGUCAAUUCCGUCUCAGGCCUGGCUGAGCUCGUGACUGAGGCAACGGCGCAAGCAAUCAACGCCUCUGUUGCUGCGGCUGUCGCUGCUGGGAAUGGCACGGACGGCAACAGCACGUUGGGCGGGGCCGCGGUGUUUCCGGUGGUGACGAAUGAUGCUGCGCUGGCGGCUGUUGCGGGGGAUGUGAAGGAGGGGGAGAAUACGACCCUGGCGAGAUGGAAUGGCUACGAGUGCAGGGCGAGCAUAGCGGACAUGAAGAGGUACCUCAACUACACAGUGCGGGCGGACUGCCCGCACGACUGGUUCUUCGUGCAGCGCCUCAUGUUCAUCAAGGACUGCUUCUCGCUGCCGCGCCGCCGCUGCUUCACCAUCACGCCCCGCGCCGUGCAGGAGCCCAUAGCGCGGCCCAAGUCGCUGUUCUCGCAGGGGGCACUGAUGGACUCGAACGUGCGGUGGGACCUGCACCAGUGCAAGUCGUUUGGGUGCCUCAACUCGCGCGUGGAGGGUGAUUGCCGCAACUGCUUCAACAUGACCCUCGAGAGCAACCGCUGGAAGGCGCCCUUCCGCGGCUCCAUCACCAUGGCUGCUGUCAUCGCCAUGAAGCCCGGAUCGCUCAGGCUGGGGCUGGAUGUGGGGGGCGGCACGGGCAGCUUUGCGGCGCACAUGGCACGGUACGGUGUGACAGUGAUGACCACCGCAUACAACGUGGAGACCACCGCCAAUCGCACGGGCGGCCUGCCCUACAUGGAGGCCAUUGCGCUCAGGGGCCUCAUCCCCCUGCACUCGCCGCACAAGGGGCGGUUGCCGCUGUACGAUGGGACGUUGGACAUAGUGCACACGGUGAACAGCGUCAAGUACCUGCCCAUGCUCGAGUUCGAGGAGAUGCUCUUCGAGUGGGACCGCGUGCUCAGAGGAGGCGGGCUGCUGUGGCUGGAGAUGUUUUACGCGCCCAAGGAGGAGAUGCCGGCGUACGUGGCGCUGAUAGAGCUGCUGGGCUACAGCAAGCGCUACUGGAACUACUCGCCCAAGAACGACGUGGGCGAGAGGGAGGGCGAGCACGUGUACCUCAACUGCGUGCUGGAAAAGCCCUUCCGCCCCGGCACCCAGGUGCUUGACGGCCCUCCCAAGGAAGACCUCUCCUGGGACUAA